UCGCGAGGAUGCACACACGAAUACACACAGCUUUCGCUUUCACUUUCACUUUCGCAGCUGCGCCAAGGAAAAGAAAAGAAGAUGUCUCGAUUCCCAUGUAUGCACUACUCGAUCAUAUCCCGAACCAAAACGCUCUCUUGAUUUCUUCCCGAAACCACCACACACACGUCCAUCAGCAGCUCGCGAGCUCAGCUGGUACGCAGGCACACCAUGCGGCGGCUCAGCGACGCAGGGGAGGCCACGCCGCUGGUCACCCCCGCGGCGGCCGCGGCGGCGGGCGGCACCUUGGCAUCGCCGGCCGCUGCGGGGAGCAACGCCAACUUCGACGCCAACAUGGUGAUCAUCCUGGCCGCGCUGCUCUGCGUUCUCAUUUUCGCGCUUGGGCUCAACUCCGUCAUCCGCUGCGUGCUCCACUGCGGCCGCCGGCUCGCGCCGUCGUCGAGCCUCGCGGCCAGCGCCACCACGGCGAGGACGACGACAUCCGUGCACGUGCAGGCGGGGCUCAAGAGGAAGGCGCUGAGGAAGAUACCCGUGGAGGUGUACGGCGGAGCCAAGUCGUCCGGCGGCGCCCUCCCAGCCACGGCCACGGAGUGCGCCAUCUGCCUCGGCGAGUUCGCCGACGGCGAGAAGGUACGCGUGCUCCCGCGGUGCCACCACGGAUUCCACGUCCGCUGCAUCGACAUGUGGCUCGCCACGCACACCUCCUGCCCCAACUGCCGGGCCUCGCUCGCUGAGGACGGCGCCGCCGCUGCCAACGGCGGAGGGAGAUAGCGCCGGACAGGCCGGUGACGCAGCAUUGGGAAGUGUGGCAACAGCCGCCGGAGCAGGCGGACCGGUGAGGUGGUACAGCUAGGGAGGCGCGUCGGCGGCCAUCUCGAUGAGGUGGGGAAGCGAAGGGGGGCAUCCUAGCGGUGGCGGCCGGCAUGGUGGAGCUGGGCACAAGAGGCGGCCGUCCUAGCGGUGGCAUGGUGACGCGGCGGAGAGGAGCGACGAAGGGGCAACAUGGCGGCGCAGGGCACACAUCCUGAACUUUCAUGUGGGUUUUUACCCGUCAAAUUAUACGGAAAGAACUAUCUUUUCGUGGUUAAGGGAAGGUGGGGGUGGUUUCACGGGUCCUUUAAAAUAUUUCCAGGUUCAUGGGAGCUAUUGGAAUUGCUCUUAGUGUGUUUGUCAACGGUACAUUUGACUAUUGAUAAGGGUGAUGCCAACAGAUGAUCUAGUUUCAGCCAGUGGCGGAGACAAGCCUGGGGCAGUUGGGGCUAUAGCCCCAGGCCUAGUAACAACUUUCCUUGUAAUUCCUUUAUACAAAGUACAGAAAAUCAUGAAAAUUUAUCACUCAACAUAGAACAGCCCCAGGCGUAACAUGCUUCUAGCUCCGCCACUGGUUUCAGCGAAAAUAAUCACCACUCGCGGGUCAAAAAUUAAAUAUUGGUCUGUGGUGGCAUUGUUAUCAUGACUGUCGAACAAGAGCUAAGUGUUAUGUCUAUUAAUACAGUGAUGAAGGUACAAAUAUUCUACCCGGCAAUGGGAGAACAUCCGUGUAAACAAGCCCACAUUUUGCACCCAGGUAUAAAACUCCUCUUCUAUAUAACAUAAUCCCUUCCACUUCUACACCUCUUUCAAUGUAUCUCUCCAUUUCUCUAUCGAUCCAUCUCUGUCUUCUCUUCUUUGUUUCGGCUCACCCUCCCCAGUGCCCCUCCCAAUCUUGUAGUUUGUAAUUCACCUUAGUUAAUCUGUUCAUCGUAAAGGACCUCCAUCUUCGUUGCGCUCUCCAUCAUUGCAGUUUUCUCAUUCUCGCUUAUAUCCUCACGAAGCUCAAGCUCCUAGUCCACAUGGGCAUGUCCAUUGAUGACCAUAUUUCUGUGCUCAUUCAACCAUUGUUUAAACAGGAUAAUCUGAGAUUUUUUGAUAGAAUAACUCUGAUAUCGAUAGUGAGGACUAAUGGAUG
Molecule: messenger RNA, 1948 nt
Organism: Triticum aestivum (bread wheat)
Lineage: Eukaryota; Viridiplantae; Streptophyta; Magnoliopsida; Poales; Poaceae
Product: RING-H2 finger protein ATL74
Exons: 2
Coding region: 211-771 (186 amino acids)
Biological process (GO): protein ubiquitination
Molecular function (GO): transferase activity
Source: RefSeq, a predicted model, not a curated record